This is a messenger RNA of Branchiostoma floridae (Florida lancelet), 786 nucleotides long. RefSeq names its product very low-density lipoprotein receptor-like. NCBI's taxonomy places the organism in Eukaryota, Metazoa, Chordata, Leptocardii, Amphioxiformes, Branchiostomatidae. The transcript has 4 exons. Gene Ontology annotation, molecular function: protein binding. The record is from RefSeq and is a predicted model, not a curated record. Bases 1 to 786 code for a protein of 261 amino acids.
AUGGUCGCCAUAACGUUAACGAUUCUUUCGUGUCUUUUGACGAACUGUCUCAGUACGGUUGCCUACCAGUUUGCGUAUAGACAUGCCGAAGGAGGGCCACCAGAAUAUCCGAGCUACGCGAACACUAGACAGAACGAGAUCGACCGGAGAAUGAAGGACCGGUGUUACGGGCGGUUCUUGUGUAAGAACGGCCGGUGUGUGGAUGGAGCUCUCGUCUGUAACGGGGUUUCGGACUGCGGGGAUGGCUCAGACGAGAGAGGGUGCAAACGACGCCCGUUCGCGUCAGGCCCGGUACCACCGCAAGGCCCUGUAGGCGGGUUGAACAGCUUACCUACCGCCAGCUGUCAGCGGCAAUGUGACGUCACGGACCGCAGCCCACUGUGUGGUUGGGACGGCAAGCAAACGCGACAGUUCGUCAAUCCCUGUCAGAUGGCCGUGGCCUCUUGUUAUCAGAUGCAGCCCAUUACGGCUACACCUUGUCCAGGUGCGACGGCCUCCUGUGCGGGUGACCAGUUCCCGUGCACCACCGGAGCGCAGUGUGUUCCCAACCUCAGCCGCUGUGACGGCGCCAAAGACUGCCGAGACGGCUCGGACGAGGUCGCCUGCCCGCAACCGAACCCCUGCAGUUACAACGCAUUCCGCUGUCAGUCCGGCGGUUGUAUCCCGAAGCUGAAGCUGUGCAAUGGAGUGCGGGACUGCAACGACGGCUCCGAUGAAACAGCGCCACCUUGCGGUAAGGACUUAACUGGCACAUCUGCCGGUAACCUCAGAUUCUAUAAACUUUGA